Molecule: messenger RNA, 995 nt
Organism: Lotus japonicus
Lineage: Eukaryota; Viridiplantae; Streptophyta; Magnoliopsida; Fabales; Fabaceae
Exons: 1
Coding region: 148-765 (205 amino acids)
Source: RefSeq, a predicted model, not a curated record
UGAAAUAUACCUUACAGAGAAAAUAGCAUCUUAGUUCUCGAUUCUUCGCAUCUUAUCACAGAUCCCACCUCAUUUGUCUCCUCCUCCACCCCUUAAAUCUCCACUCUCUUCCCUCAUUCAAUUCAUCUCAUCUCAUCUCAUCUCAAAAUGAACAUGUUGUUGGAUUCCCAUGUCGAGGCUCUUGCCUUCAACUACCUCAACUUCGCCGCACUCACCAUCCUCAACAACCUAUGGACCUGGCUCGCCCUCCUCACCGCCGCCCUCAGCUUCUGGAGAAUCCGUUCCUCCAGCCACCCUGUUCCCAAGCACAACAACCCGGUUGCUGAGCCGUUGUUGUCAGAAUCCCAGCCCUUAGCGGCGGAAACAGAGGCACCAGCACCACGGAAAAUAUUGACGGCGGUUGUUAACGGUGGAUCUGUUGACGUUGACGGCGUUACGAAGGGGAAGUUCACGGUGUACUACUACAACGAGGAGGAGGACAUGCAAUGCAGUGGCGGCGAGAGGGAGGAGGUGUUGGCAGCGGCGUUUGACGGCGGAGAAGGGUGUGAAACGGAGUGGUGGAAAUGUUGGGAGACGGUGUUGAGGGUGAGAAACGGUGAGAGCGAGAAGGGGUGGUACACGUGUCAGGAUUUGACGGAGCUUAACGGCAACGUUGUUAGAUUAUGGGACGGUGGCCGGUUACGGUUAGGUGUUGGCGGUGGUGGUGGUGGUUCAUUCACGAGGGAAACGUGUCUGAAUAGUAAUAGCAUGAUGAUUAGAUGUUAGGUUAAGGUUAAUGUCGUGUAGUACUAUGUUUCUGUUGGACCAAUUGAAGCUCUCAAUGAGAGAUGAUUGAGAUUUGAAAAUGUAUAUAUGGUAGUAAUUUGGUAGUGGUUAUUUUGAAUUUUGGAUGAUGAGAUUAAUAUUAAGUUAUUGUCAUCUCUUUCGUUCACGUAUGUGUGUCUCAAAUUGAGACGCAAAUGCCAGAAUAAAGCAAGCUUUUUUGUGUUUUUGAA